This is a messenger RNA of Cryptosporidium muris RN66, 7161 nucleotides long. RefSeq lists its product as uncharacterized. Lineage: Eukaryota; Apicomplexa; Conoidasida; Eucoccidiorida; Cryptosporidiidae. Bases 1 to 7161 code for a protein of 2386 amino acids. The record is from RefSeq and is a predicted model, not a curated record. The transcript has a single exon.
AUGGAAGACUUGUACAAAGAUCAUAUUUCAUCACUAUAUCUUAUUUGCCCAACUAUCCCUCCUCGUUUAUUAUAUCCUGAUCAAUGGUGGGAAGUUAUUCAAAGACUUUGUGGAUUGUGUCACACAAUACCCUACAUACCAAUUGAAAUUCAAAAUUCAACUCUAAAUCAACUAGAAUACUUAUUACUGCAGUUUAUGCAAUCAAAUCCUUCAAUUUUAGCAAUUAGAUGGAUUAUGAAUACUUACACGCUAAUACAUAAGUACAAUCUUAUGUCAAUUGGACAACUUACAAUUGAAAUGAUGAAUUUAUUAUUUAAAUAUACUGAAACUGACUCAUCAACUGUAGGAAUGGGUAUUAACAAAGCAUAUAACUUAUAUGAUUCUGAUACAUCAUAUCUCUUAGAUAUAUCUAGUACACAAUCUGAACCUUUGUUGCCAAGUAAUAUCGUAAUUGUGCUUUAUAUUUUGCAAUAUCUCUUUCAUAUGGAAUUACCUGAAACACGCUCUUGCAUACCUGGAUUUAUUAAGUGUCUACCUUGUUUAAUUUGUCAUGUGGAUCAAAGUCUCAGAGAUGCAACUUACGAAUGCCUGACAACUGUUAUAUCUGUUGGAAUACCAGGAUUUUCCUUAGCUGAUUCAAUUCUUAGUUUAACAAUUGAGAAUUUAGAAAAAUUGGUGGAAUAUGAUGAUAUUACAAAUAUGGAGAGGAAUUUAGAAUGUUUUUUACAGAUUUUAUGGCAAUACCCAAAACUUGCUGAGCAAAGGCAAUUAGAAAUUCUACAAUGUGUCAUCGACAUUUGCUGUACAAUAUAUAAUGAUAAUAUAUAUCUAAUAAAUUAUAUGAAUAUUAUUAAAUCUACAAUUGAGUUAUGUGCAUCUUGUACAGUUCUGGCUAAUUCUCCAGAUUCAAAUAAAGAUAUUAUAUAUUCUAUAAAUUUAUUAAUUGAAAUUUGUAACAAUUCUGUAUUUAUUUCUGGUUAUGGAUCAUUACCCGUAUCAGGUGAAUGCUUUAGGAUAGUAUUUACUGGAUCUGUAUGUCGUAUUUUAGAAAUUUAUUUGGAAAAAUUUAAUGUUAGUUAUAAUGAUUUAUUUAAAGUUUGGGAUAUAUUUAUAUUAUUAAUUCAGAAAUAUUAUAUACAAAAACAUAUUACCCAAAAUAUCAAUUGGUUAUCAAACUGUCAUUGGGUAUAUCUUCAUACCUAUAUAAUGAAGAAAUUACUAAAAUGUGUAAUAUACUCACUAAUUAUCUCAAUAAAGAAGCAAGAUUCUCAUAAAAGUAAUGUUGAUCCAUAUUUAUGGAAUAAAGGACAAAUUUUUGAGUAUAUUCAGGGUUUAUUACAACCUCUAAUAAAUAUUUGUCCAAGAAUAGCUAUAGAAUGCAUUGAAUCCUUAGUUAUGGAUGAUGUUCUUUUUUGGACUGCUGAUAAUGAAGUUUUAUUAGUGUUAAUUAAAUGGAUUAUUCGAAUUACAUCAAUUGAGAAUUCUGAAACAUCAGUAACCACUUUGAUAGUUGGAAGAAAUAUUGGUAUUUUAAUUUCAAAUGCGAAACCAAUAAACUUUUGGACUGAAUUUAUUUUUGAAAAGAUAUUGCAAAUACACACACUUCGAAACUCUAAAUUUUCAUUUGAUGAAGUGAAAGAAAUAUUCCUUCAUGACACACUGAUUCUGAUGGGCAUUUUGAAUAAUACAAAAUGUUAUAUGCUUUGCCUUAAUAUUAUUUCAUAUUUAGAAAGAAUUAUUGAGGAUCUGACUUCUAAGAAGCUUUGUACAGAUACUGAUGCUUUAGAGUAUUAUAGAAUAGAUGAGAUAGUGAUUUGGAUUAAUGUUUUUACUUUGCUUGAUAUUUGCCUAUCAAAUAUCUUUAAAUUUUUUGAAGAAGGGAUGAUUGAGGAAGAAAUAAGAUAUUCUGUCAUGGAUAACAUUACAAACUCUUUUAGUUUGAAAACUCAUAUACUAAGUGUUAUGCCAAUAUUGCAAGAAAUAUUUUCAUCUGGAGCUAUUGAAGUACUGAAAACUAGUAUUCAAUCACUAAAUGAGUCAACCUUAACAUUAAAAAAUAGAAAAUUUGAUGAUUAUAACUCUUGGUUUAAUGAAGAGAAUGAUGAAAAUCCAACACUAAUUUUGUUUUUAAGUAUCAAGAAUACUCUUUGUUCAAUUUCAUUUUCAUUAAGUUAUUUAAUGUCAUUAAGGAAAUUUACUGAGUUUCUUUUAUUGCAAAGACUCUGUAAUGAUAAUGAUGUAUUGGGCACUGAUAUAAAUAAGCUCAAAAAUAUUUUAAUUGAAUAUUCUUCAUUAGUCUUUAAAGAAAUAUUACCUCUCAUUCCACUAUCAUGGAGUCUAAGAUUUCCAAAUUUUGAUUCAAAUUCAUUUGAAGUACCUUUUUUCCAAUCACAGGAGCACUUCCUUUUUCCAUAUAUCGGGCAACAAAACUGUAUAUCACAUAAUAUUCAUAUUUCAACUUUAAUAGCAAACAUGAAGAUGUUGGUAUAUUCUCAAGUUUAUGAAUAUAUGCAGAGCCAGAAAAAAGAUCAAGAUAAAUUAGUAUUAAAUUUAAUUAAAUCACCUCUAGUUAUAGAAAAUUUAAUGCAAGAUUUAAUUCAUAGUUCAAUAGCACAUAUAGAACUAGAAGUUCCUCAUAGCAUGCUUCCUGGAAUAAAAAAGUCUGAUCUUGAAAAUUUGGAAUUCAAUUUUAUUGGGGAAAUGUUCUACUUUUCCGAUAGAUAUUUUGAAUGGUCUGAGAUCAGUUUGGAAAUAUUAAAUCUACGAAUGGUUGAAUGUAUGAAAAAAGAAUUCGAAAAUAGUAAUAUACUUAAAAGAGAACAUAAGGAUAUAGAAAUUAAAUGGCGUUAUAAAGCUUCCAAAUUGCUUUCAUAUAUUAUUUUAUAUAAGGCUGAAAAUAAACUUAUAGAUGAAGCUCUUGAAAUAAAUAAAUUACUGACAAAAAAUCUGUUUAAAAAAACUAUCUCUCACCAUGUUUACUGGAAUCAAAUACUACUUGAAUCUGAAUAUUCAAAUUUAUCAUCAAAGUUAAAACUAUUUUCUAUAUUUGAGGAUACUGAUGAUGUAUCUAUAUCAUUGUUCUUAAUAGCUGCAAAAAAGUGUACUGAUCCAGUAAAAGAUAUUUCCAUUUUACCUAUUUUAUCUAUUCUAUGGGUCUAUAGAAAUAUUAUUGAAGAAUUUACUAUAAUAAAUAUAAAUGAUAAAAUUAAUUAUAUCCCUUUGAUAUUUCAAAUGUUCACUUACUUGCUUAGAUACCUCUUUGGUUUAAAGGAUAAAGAUAAAGAUGAAGAAGUAGCUACAUCAAAUAAAUUCAAACCUCCAAGAAUUAAAUCUUGUUUUAUUAGAUACCUUUGUAUUCACCUGAUAUGUAAAUUAGUUGAGCUUUUGAAAAGAUCUAAUGGAAAGUAUACAUGUAUUAAUGUUCAGUCAAAAUUAAAUAAUCUUAUAGCUUGGUCCAAUUGUGUUACUUUACAAAUGAACAAGUCAAUUGAUGAAAGCGAGACAUUGUUAGAUAUUUAUCUUUUAUUUGGGCUUCUGAAAUCCAAAGUAUCCUAUGAUCAUGAAUUAUACCAUCUUUCAAAUGUAUUUUUGAAGGACCACUUUACACGUGUGGUGUCUGAUAAGCAUCGUGCAAUAUUACUAUGUACAAUGGGUAACAUUCCUAUUUCUAACAAUUCAGUCUUUGAAAAAUUUUUAGCUUUGCCUACUUUGGAAGAAAAUAACUUGGAAUUUUCAUCUUAUGUAAAAUUAGACAAGGAAUUUUUAAACUUGCUUGGUGAGUACCUUUGUAUUAGCCACAACACUAGCAUGAGAAAUUCUGGAGUAGCUAUACAUGUAUUUAAAAAUAUCUCAAUAUUUUUAGAAAACCAACUUAAAACAAUGUUAUUUGAUUCAUAUCUUGAUAUGAAUUUUUAUUAUUGCAACUUGAUUAUUUGCUCAAGUUUGUCAAUAAUAUUUCUAUCAAGAAUUCAUGAAAUAAUCCAGAUUGGUGACUUAAACUACUUUUAUAUACCUACAAGUUGUCUUUGGAUAUAUUCAAAAAAGGUUAGAAGCCUAAUAAUUCAAUUAUGGAGAUUUUAUCUUCACUAUGGUAAAAGUGUAUUUUUCUAUACAUUUAAACUAGAGCAACAUAGCUCAUUUGGAAUAUCCAAUCUAGUCUGCAAGCUUCCAUCGUUUGUUCUUCUGUCAUUUAUUAUUUUAAAUAGCUUUUACUUUAUGAAUAGUUUGGAGAUAUUAUUGGAUUUUUCAGAAGGGGAACUUUGCAUAUUAUAUAACUGCACACCGGAUAUGAUCUAUGCUAUUAUAAACUGGCUUAUAAAGUCCAAAAUUAAAUCUGAAGAAAGUUUGGUUGUACUCAAAUCGUGCAUUAAAUUGCUAGAUAAUAAAUUUUGCGGAAGUUUAAUUGAUAAUCUAAUAAGUAUUAUGCUAAUAGAUUGCAAUUUUAUAUCCAAGCAAAAUACAGAUGCAGUGUCUAAUCUAUACAUGGGGCCUAGAAACUUUACAUUAUUUGAAAAACUUUUAAAUAUAAACUCAAAUAGUUGCAAUUUUAUUUUUCCAAUAUAUAUUCAAUUUAUGAGUUUUAAUAUGAAAAUUAAUACUUUCAUUAGUUGUAAAGGCCUCAAAGAAUAUAUAUUUAGCCAAAUACUAACAGUAUUAUAUGAAGGCCUAAGUAAUUUACAGACUUCUGAAAAAAGUAAGAACAAGAAACUUCAUAUUCUUAAAGUUAUCCCAGAUAAUGAGAAAUUCGAUCUAUAUUAUAGCGAAGAUCUCAAUCUAUUAACUUUUUCAAGGCUCUCCUACUUUAUAAACAAUUACAAGCCCUACAAAAAAUCAAUGUAUGAUAUAUGUCCACUUACUAAAGUACUCAAAAACUAUUAUAAGAUAUUUGGAUAUAUAUAUCAUUACUUAAAUUCUCACAAUAUACAAAGUAUAAUUAUGGAUAGUUUAAUUAAUGAGAUUUGUGUUGAUCAGCAUGAUCAGAAAUAUAUAAUACAGAAUUCUCAAUGGCUCAAAUACAAGAGAGUAAUAUUUAAUACAAUAUUAAAAAUAUUUCCAUAUCAAGAUAAUAAAACUAAGGAAUUAGUGUUUCUCACGCUACUAAGCAGUAUCCAAAAUGUUACAAAUUUGACUGAUCAAUACAAAAACUUAUUUCAUGUAUACUUUCUCAUAUAUGGAACUCAACUAUUUAUUGAUUUGAUAAAAAUUGAACUUUUAUCUAGUGAUAUAUAUACUUCAAUAAUAUUUUGCAAUACAGAAUAUUUACUUAAUCAAAUCUUCACUUUUUUCUCACUUUUAAUAAAAUUCUUUAAGAGUUUCUUGGUUAAUCACUUGGGUUAUCGCUUUGCAGAAUUAAAACUUAAAAUAACCAAAUGUAUAUGUAAGUAUGGAACACUAAUUGGGUUACUCAAGACGAAAUUAAAAGUUAAUGAAGUUGAUUUAUUUAGGGAAAUUGAUAAAGAAUUUUUUAAUGAAAGUAUUUUGGAUUUAUGUAUAGGGAAUUUGAUAUGGAAUUACUCAAAUGUAAGCAGCUACAAAUCGUCAUUGGCAAAGGACCAAAUCUUAUAUAGCAUGUACCUUGAUAAUUUGAGAUUUAUACCCUCUAUUAUAUUUGUUUGGUUGAAUUGUAAUUUUUCUAAUUGUUGGAUCCAGAAAUUACACAAAUUAAUUAUACUUUGCAACGAUAUAUUGUAUGCAUGCAAUCCAAAUAGUCACUUGUUCGCAUACAUGCAUAUAUUUUGCAUGGAAUCAUUGGAAAUGGUUAGUAUACUAAAGAAUCAGAAUUUUAGUAUUUUAAAAAAUAAGAUUAUACAAAAUUCUGAAAUAAUACAGUUUCAAAAGCAUUUGAACUCAAUAUGGUUAUCAGUAGUUCACUUAGCUACUCAACUUCUGUGUUGUAAUUUUAAUGUACAAAUUCUAACUAGUUUAAGAGAAGUGACUAUGUAUCAAAGGCUCUAUAAAUAUAUAAUGGAAGCUUUGUAUACUCAAAUAAAUGAGAAUAUUGAACUAGACAAUAAUACUGAAGAAAUCAUUUUGCACUUUUUUAAGCUAACAACAGAAACAUAUUUAAGAAUGCACACAAGCCCAUAUAUAGUACCUACAAGUAAUAAAACCACUUUAAACAUUGAAGAUGACUUUCUGAAAUUAUGGAGAACUAUUAUUAAUUGUUUUUGCACAAUUCCUUGCUGCUUUGAAUCUUGUUUUAGUAUUUUUGAUGAGCUUCAUAAAUUGUCAAUAAAUGCCAUUAUACCUAUAAAUAAAUAUGAUGAGUUUUUAUAUAGGCAUAUAAAGCUAGUAAUAAACUUAUAUAUGGAGACACUGCAAGUUGUGUUGGGAUAUUAUAAUAUUUCAGAUACCAAAGAUACCUAUAGUUCUUGCUGUAUAAAAGACCGAAAAGUAGCACCAAAUAUAAUAAAUAAGUUUUUGAAAACUAUUUUUCAAUCCAUAAAAGUUAUGCUUUUUGCUCCAUUAUAUGUUGAUAAAAGAUAUGACAAGAUAUUGAAAGAAUUUAUGAGUUCUAAAGAUUUAGUGUUUCCAAAUUUUGAAAUCCUCAUGAAUUACCAAUACUUGCUGCAAAAGGAGAUUUUAAUACUUUUAAAUUGCUUAUCAGCGAAUGAAAAGUGUUUUAUAUACCUUAUAGAUUAUAUCAUUCCAUUUUUAAUACCAAUUGGUUUUUGUUAUGGCAUUGAAUCUCCUACCAACAGUAAGCUAGUUAUCUAUCCAAAUAUUGAAUUAGUAUGGGAAAUAGUAGAUAAUCUAUUUUCUACUUAUGAGCAUUAUCAAGAAAAAGAUCAACAAAGUUACUCAGAUAGCUUUAUAUUACUAACUCAAUACUUAUUAAAAUUGUCAAAUAUGUGUAUUAAGAACGAAAUAAGUCCUGUAAUUAUACCCUCCGCAAUAUCUUUAUUAUGGUUUCAAUUGCAACAUAAAUCAAAAAGAAAUGAAAUCAGUGAAUUGCUUGGGAAUAUGGGAAUUGAUGCAACUAUUGAACAGUUGUGGCCAAAAUCUGGUACACUAUGUUUCCCAAAUCAUGACCAGCUUUCAAUUCUUGAGUUAUGCAAUUCAAUUUCAAUAAUUCAAACAGUAGAGGUAAUGAAGACUAGAUUGGAUAGAAUUAUAGAAAAAUACAGCAAAUUUUUUUUAUUGCAAUCUUCAUUAGUUUAA